GCAGAGCAGAGAGUGGAGAGAGAGACUUCCGGCCAGCUCAUCUUCGGCGUAACUAAGUGGACUCUGCCGCUGUAUUUGUCGUUAUGGUGCUGCUUACUAUGAUUGCCCGUGUUGCCGACGGUCUCCCGCUUGCAGCUUCAAUGCAGGAAGAUGAGCAGUCUGGACGGGAUUUGCAGCAAUACCAGAAUCAGGCUAAACAGCUCUUCCGGAAACUGAAUGAACAGUCACCAACCCGAUGCACUCUGGAGGCGGGUGCUAUGACAUUUCACUACCUAAUUGAGAAGGGUGUGUGUUAUUUGGUUCUUUGUGAAGCAGCCUUCCCUAAAAAGCUGGCAUUUGCUUACCUUGAAGAUCUGUUUUCUGAAUUUGAUGAACAGCAUGGGAAAAAGGUGCCCACUGUGUCGCGUCCCUACUCUUUCAUAGAGUUUGAUAAUUAUAUUCAGAAAACAAAGAAGUCCUACAUUGAUAGCCGAGCAAGGCGAAACCUUGGUUCCAUAAAUACUGAGCUUCAAGACGUACAAAGGAUUAUGGUUGCGAACAUUGAGGAAGUACUACUUCGUGGCGAAGCUCUAUCUGCAUUAGAUUCAAAGGCAAGCAACCUUUCAACCUUGUCAAAGAAGUAUCGUCAAGAUGCAAAGUACCUGAACAUGCGCUCCACGUAUGCCAAAAUUGCUGCAGUAGCGGUUUUCACUGUAAUGCUGAUUGUGUAUGUUCGGUUUUGGUGGUUGUGAACAUCUGGAGAAUAAAAAAAAAAUAAUACUGUGAAAAUGAA
Messenger RNA from Spea bombifrons (plains spadefoot toad), 772 nucleotides. It is a transcript of the gene SEC22B, whose product is annotated as SEC22 homolog B, vesicle trafficking protein. Gene Ontology annotation, biological process: endoplasmic reticulum to Golgi vesicle-mediated transport; vesicle fusion with Golgi apparatus; retrograde vesicle-mediated transport, Golgi to endoplasmic reticulum. Gene Ontology annotation, molecular function: SNAP receptor activity. The coding region runs from base 84 to 731 and encodes 215 amino acids. The record is from RefSeq and is a predicted model, not a curated record. Gene Ontology annotation, cellular component: SNARE complex; ER to Golgi transport vesicle membrane; endoplasmic reticulum-Golgi intermediate compartment. NCBI's taxonomy places the organism in Eukaryota, Metazoa, Chordata, Amphibia, Anura, Pelobatidae. The transcript has 5 exons.